Molecule: messenger RNA, 2679 nt
Organism: Saccostrea echinata
Lineage: Eukaryota; Metazoa; Mollusca; Bivalvia; Ostreida; Ostreidae
Product: DNA polymerase iota-like
Exons: 10
Coding region: 230-2494 (754 amino acids)
Biological process (GO): translesion synthesis
Molecular function (GO): DNA-directed DNA polymerase activity; damaged DNA binding
Source: RefSeq, a predicted model, not a curated record
AACAUAAAUUACCAUGUAGGCCUAUACACUACUACCAGCGGACUACUGAACUGUUGAAUUUGGGCUAUAUAUAAAGUUGUGAACUUGUGUCAGAACGGUCAACUGCUUGUUUUUGAAGUGAAGAAAACAAUGUUAUUGAAUGUAGUAUGUACGGUAAAACACGAAGACCACUACCAGAGUUUGAUUUUAAAAAUUGAAUCUUAUUAACACAGUAUAGGUACUUGUUAAAAUGGAUGAGGAAGAGGAAUCCUGGAACAAACCUAUUGUAGAGUUGACUGGUAAAACACAGAGUCCUACAAGUAGACUGAACCUGCAUAACAGAUCUCUGGAGAAAGAUCAGUCAGCACAUGCACAGCCUAUUCAUGAAAGAACCAUUAUUCAUAUUGAUGUGGACUGCUUUUAUGCCCAAGUGGAAAUGAUCAGGGAUCCAUCACUCAGAGAUAAGCCACUUGGAAUUCAACAGAAGAAUAUAGUUGUGACCUGUAAUUAUGUUGCUAGGAAGUACGGAGUUACAAAGCUCAUGUACAUCAAGGAUGCAAAGGAAAAAUGUCCACAGCUGGUGCUGGUCAGUGGAGAGGAUUUGACUAAUUACAGGGAAAUGUCUUACAAAAUCUCAGAGUUUUUGAACAAGUACACACCAUAUGUAGAGAGAUUAGGUAUGGAUGAAAAUUAUCUAGAUGUGACAGACUUGGUAAACCAGAGAAAAGAUGAAAAUAACUUGACAGUUGCUGGACAUGUUUUUGGAGACAAACAUCAAGACAAAGAAGAGGACCUUUGUACCUGUGGUUGCUAUGAGCAGAUUUUGACUGGUUCCCACAUUGCAGAGGAGAUUCGUGCAGCACUCUACAAAGAGAUAGGGUUGACGUGCUGUGCCGGCAUCUCUCACAACAAACUGCUGGCUAAACUUGUAGGAGAACAACACAAACCCAAUCAACAAACAACACUGUUUUCUCAUCAAGUUGAAGCUUUUAUGGCCAGGCUUCCAAAGGCAAGGAGUAUACCAGGUGUUGGUUCAGCCACUGCUAAGAAGCUUGCUGAAUUUGGUGUCGUUACCAUGACAGACCUACAGCAGUGCCCUCUAGAAGAUCUGAGGAGGGAACUAGGGGACAAUAUGGCUGCCUCUAUUAAAGAGCUCAGUCAAGGAAUUGAUAACAGUCCUGUCAUUCCAUACAGCAAACCUCAGACAUUAAGUGAUGAAGAUUCAUUCAAAAGCUGCUGCUCUGUGAAAGAGGCAAAUCAGAAAAUUAAAGAACUAAUCAAGAGUUUAAUGAUAAGGCUAGUAGAAGAUGGGAGAAUUGCGGGAACAGUAAGAUUGACCAUUCGUAGACUGAGUGCAGAAAACAAAUACCUCAACAGGGAAUCUAAACAAUGUAACAUUCCAAGUCAUGUCCUCUCAAAGCUAACUAAAGAGAACCAACAGCAAACCUGUGGUAAAUUAGAAGUCAUUGUAAUGAAUUUAUUUAACAAGCUGGUGGAUAUAAGGAUGCCAUUUCACUUGACACUUAUCAAUGUGGCAUUCUGCAACCUAAUAGAGAGAAACAAAAACUCCAUCAGUCAUUUCUUUUCUCCAAAAAAGGACAAGAACAACCACAGGGCUUUGAACAAUAACACGGAUUCCUGUCUUAAUGAAUCCAAAUCCAAUAAUAAAACUGUGUGUAGUGAGGAACUGACUUGUACUGCAAGUCAGAUGGACAAGGAAUGCUCUUCCUCUAGAUUUGCAACAAGUACUGAUCAUAACUUAAAUAAUUCAAGAAAAUUAGAUGUCAGUAAUAUGCCUACUGCAAACACACCCAUCUUACUAGAUACAAUUUCUAUAGAAAGUCCAAGGAAUAAAAAUAGUGUCAUUUGUCAAUCAUCCACCAAGCGUAAAUCCUUGCCUGAGUCGGGCUUUUUCAGUAAGAGGCUUAAAAGGGCUCCCUCUGAGGCCUCUCAGUCCUUAAGUCCAGAUCAGCUGGGUUCUCAGUCUGUAAAUCCAGAUCAGCUGGGUUUUAAGGCCUCUCAGUCUGUAAAUCCAGAUCAGCUGGAUUAUAUUGAUGCAGAAGUGUUUUCUCUUCUUCCUCCAGACAUCCAGAAAGAAAUAAAGGAAGCCAGGUCUAAAUUUCCACCCAGUACUAAUUCUGUUAAUGGUGAAAUGGAAAGUGUAUCAAUUAAAAGUGAACAUCAGCAUGAAAAACACUGUGGGACAGAGAGUUUAUGUGAAAAGCCAUGCACAGAUCAGCCAGGUGGAAGCAAUGACACAGAUUUUAAAUCAAACACUCCAGUGACUGAGACUGUCACAGCCUCAUUUGUCCCAGCAGGAUAUGACAGGGAUGUCUUCUUAAGCUUACCAACAAACAUUCAGGAAGAAUUGUUAAAAGAGGAAGAAAGCAAAGCUGAAUGGGCUUAUGUAAAACAAGCCAAAAAUAGUGUAAGGAAUCAACAAACCACAAAAACACAAAGCACAAAGACUGCUAAAUCAAACAAUCUUCUAAGUUACUUUAAAAGAAGUAAAUAGAAUGUUUGAAAUGAGUGUGAUUUCAAGGAGAAAUACUUAACAUUGGAAUAAUGUUUUAUUUUUAUAACUUAGUUUGAAAAUGUACUGAGUAAUAGAAGGCAUUAAUUCACAUGAUAACCAUCUUGAAAGCUUUUUCAUGCAUAUAAUAAGUAUUGUUGAUAAUUUGGUACUUUUGUUAAGACAAA